UUUCAACUUAAAUGUUGUAUGAAAACGUGUCGACGAAACCCAAAUUCCAUUGAUGGAAUUAAAUCUGGUGGAGAAUUGGAAUUUUUCAAGCAAAAAGAAAAUUGUUUUUAAUAAGAAAAACGUUAAAAUACGUGAGAAUGUGAUUUCCUUAACGGUGAUAAAUAAAAAAGUUUACUAAUGAAAUUGAUAAAGUGUUAGUUUUUUGUGUGUUGAACUACGUGUGUGAAGCUCCCGACCGGGGCUUAUCUACCGCCACCCUCUGGGGUUUUGAAAAAUUUAUAAUAUAUGAAAGAUAUUAAAUUUUAAUUGAUUUACAUUUUAAUACUUAUCUCUGUGUCUAUUUUUCAAAAGAUAAAUAUUAAACAAAUAUUGGAAAAAAUUAUAGAAAACAAAUAAUAAAUAAACAAAUAUGUAAAGCCAUAAAUAUGGGUCACUAAAAGGAAAAUACAUAAUAAAACUAAUUGUAAAUUUCUUAAGCCCUAAGUUUCUGUGAAAUCAUAAAAAAAUUCUUAAAUAAAAAAUUUUAGAAAAUUUAUGAAGUUAAAGUACAACUAUAAAACAAAAUUUCAAACAUAAACCUACUCAUCGAUAACACAUGAAAAGUGCUUUUUACAUUAUAACGGAUUAAGUCAUCUUAACGAUAUUUAAGCGCCACUAACGUUACGGUAACAAAGUUGAAAAAGAGGAGAAAUUCUUAUAAAAUCCAUUUGUAUUGAAAAACAACAAUAAUAAAACAACAAGAAAUAUAACAAAAAAUAACGCAAAAAACAUAAUAUAACAACAUAACAAUUUCGUUGAUAAAACGUGUACAAGUACGUGUAAGAUGGAAAGGAACAAAUAAUGCUAACAAGGAUUAACAAUGGAUUACCUGACAUAAGCAGCUCCCUAACAACAACAACAAUUACAACAACAGCUACGAUAACAACUACAACAACUUAACAAUCUAAAAUAAAAGAAAAAUAAUAAUAAAUAAGAAGUACGUACUACUUCCACUUCUGCCACUACUUCUCUACAAGUUUGGCAAAAGAAAAGAAAAAACUCCAAUUCUUAAGACUUUUCCUUUUUUCUCGAUAAAUAACCCAGCAGGCAAUUAAAAGAUUGAACUAAUGGAUUGAAAAAUUCCGAGAUAAAGAUAAAAAAAUAUAUAGAGCUGUGACAUGAGACAGACAGACAACCCGCAAAUAUGUGUGAAGCAUGAAAACUCAGCACACAAGUCUAACAAUUACAAUCAUCAAUAUUGAAAAGCAAAAAAAAAAAGAACAGAAAAUAUUCUUACAUGUCAACCAACAACAUUCAGACAUACAAAGGUUGUGUUAACUUCAACGUAAAUAGAAACAGUAACACGCACUUUUGAGAUAAAAAUACUAUGAAAUACGAAAUAUGUAACAAAAAUAUUUACAAAUAAUUUGCUAAAAUUAGGAAAUUAAAGCAAAAAAAAUAACAGCAAUAUGUUAAAACGCACCAAAUCAAAUCGUUCUCAAAGAACGAGCAGAAGGCCCUCUGGUCAUAAUGCCGCAAAUAGCGGUAAAUUGGGUUCGCAGCACCAGCAACGUUUGGAGGUGGUCGAUGAUAAGAGAUGCAGUGAUGACGAUUCCUCGCAAUCUUCAGUAACGGGGGCACCAGUUUUUGCUUCUGUCCAUCGGCCUAGACAUGUGGGUAUGAAACGAAAUGAAAAUAACACUGCCACCACCACUGCCGUCGCUCUCGCCACAACAAACAACGGAACUACAGCAGCCAUCAUGCAUACAGGGAAUAAUGCAAUGGCAAUGCAAAGGCCAAGUUAUCAACAAUAUCAGCAGCAAAGAAGAAUACAAUUUCAACAGCAGCAGCAACAACAACAUCAGCAAUUGCAAAAACAAAUGCAUCUACAACAGCCAUAUCAAGUUGUAAACGUUAGGAAUGUACAAAUGAGUGCACAACAACAACAGCAGCAAAAAUUACAAAAACUUAAAGGGUCAACAUAUGAAUUAAACUUCCAGCAACAUCAGCAACAACCAUCUUCAUCAUCGUUACAUCAUCCUCAACAGCAGCAACAACAACAGCAGCAGGGAGUAAAUCAGACACAGUAUUUGCCAGCUGGAAUUGCAAACAUGAAUAGUGCUUCUAAUCGUCCAAGUAUUGGUCAGAUACAACAACCACAACAUUCAAACAAGACCCGUAUACCAAUACAACAUCAAAAGAUGACACCACCACAUCAACAGCAACAACAGCAACUACACCAGCAACAUCAACAACAAGCAACAUUCAAUCAGAUUUCAAAAAAUGCCACUAAUUUAUUGAAUGAUAUUUACGAGCGUAACUUGUUGAAUCAUACAACAUUUCAGGAAAAUGAGCAACAGCAGCAACAACAACAUUUACAAUUUGCCAUACAUCAACAACAGCAGUUGCAACAAAAAACCCUCAGUAGAGCUCAAAUACCCUUGCACAAUCAGUUACAAAACUCCGGACAAAUUUGGUUGCAUAAAAAUCCCAAAGCACAAAUACAUUCAAUGAAAUUACCCACACCACCUGCCCAAACUGCAGUUACACAACAGCAAACAGUCACAUACCAACUUUCCGAUUCGUAUGUGGAUCCUGUGGAUACCAAAAAACAUUUCCUAUUCGAUGCCCACAACCACCAGCCUCCACCACCGCCGGCGCCUUUAAAUCAUGUUUAUGAAACUAUUAAGGAAAGGCCACCCAUUCCACCACCUCCACCAGAACGAAAUCAAAACAUGAAUAAUCCGCCACCAUUGCCACCUUCAAGACUGUUGAAGAAAAAACUAAUGGCAGCGGCAGCCAAUAAUCAAAGUAACACUUCUAAGAGCCACAAAUCUCACAAAAAAUCAGCUCAUGAUAAGGAUCUGGACAAGAAAACCCAUAAUAAUAAAAUGUUGCAUAUACAACCGCCUGCCUAUGUAGCGCCACCACCUCUCUUGGCUAAUGGUACUAAUAAAACACCAGCCCAGUAUCCUUAUAGUUUACAGCAAAGAACCAAAGCGGAUGGAGAACAUAGAAGUAUAUUGUAUCAGCAGUUAAGGGAACAAAAUCAAAAGCAACAACAGCAACAACAAAAUAAAACUCCCACAACAAAUGAAGUUAAUGAAAAAGUGCAACAACUACUAGCAGGCAAUAGUUGCAUAAACAAACAUGUUGCCAUUAAACAACAGCAUCCGCAGUACUCCCAACAACAACAGCAGCAGCAAUGCACGCGUGAACAUCCUUUAGGUGCUCAUGAUGAAAAUCUCAUGCAAGCUCCCCCACUACCAACACAAAAUGCUAACAAUAACAUAGCCCCAACACAUACUUCAACUCCCACUUCCAACCCAGAGUCAAUGAUGAAUAUUACAUUGGAUGAACAUGAUGCCCCACUUUCGGUUGAGCAUACUUUACAACAAGCCGGCUUAUUGCCACAAUCUUCCACAAACUCAGUGUCGGUGAAUGGUAACAACAACAACGUCAGCAACAACAACAUCAACAGUAAUAAUAAUCGCAACAAUAGACCUUCCGCCUUGCCUAUCGUGUUUGAGGAAGAUACUGGAGAGUUUCAGGAUGUUUUAGUACUCGAACAAGAUGGCACGGCAAAGUUACCGUAUCGUCAUGGUAAAAAAAUUGAAGUCAGUCUUGAAACGGCCCAGGCUAUGGCUGCUGCCGCCUAUUAUGCAAGAGCGGCACAAAAACUUGCACAAAGUACAUCAACAAAAUCGUCAGCACGCACCAGCGAUAUGACAAAUACUUCCGCACGCAAUGGUGGUUUUUGUGGUGCCUUACAGAGGGCGCCACCGCCCAUGCCGCCCGGCCUAGCGCGACGUUUAGCCAACAAGGAAAACUAUGGCAUUGGCAAGGUUAAAGUGAUGUUAAGAGUAGCAGAUACUCAUACAGACUUAGAACAGCCGCAUUUCAUGACGGUGGAUAAGAAAAAGAGACAAGUGACUUUAACUGAUCCGGCAGCUGCUUCCAAUGUGGCGGCUUCUACUUCCCAGGAACGGGGACCCAUGGUGGCGGCACCCAAAAUGUUUGCCUUUGAUAGUUUAUUUACGGCAGAAGAUCAACAGUCUGAUGUUUGUGCAUCUGCCUUGUCUGAAGUAAUCCCUGCCGUUUUAGAAGGUUCCGAUGGCUGUCUGCUUACUAUUGGUUAUCCCAGUUCCGGUCAGUCGAAGACAAUGCUGGGCGGUGUUAAUCCACCCAUUGAGUUAGGUGCCAUUCCUUGUGCCAUUUCUUGGUUGUAUAAGGGCAUUAACGAGCGACGCCAAAAGAGUGGUGCACGUUUUUCGGUGCGUGUUAGUGCUUUGGGCGUGAGUGCCACAAAACCAGAUUCAACGUCAAAAGAUUUGUUAGCAGCUCAUGCAACGGACUCUGAUGACUCUCCGGGGGUUUAUUUGCGUGACGAUUUUCUGGGUGGCCCUACGGAGUUGCGAGCCCCCACUGCUGAACGUGCUGCCUUGUUCCUAGAUGCUGCUUUAGCUGGAAGACCACAAGGUGGUCUUGAGCCUGCCAUGAUAUUUACCCUGCAUGUCUAUCAAUACAGUUUAUCACGCAAGGGUGGAGUGGCUGGUGGCAGAAGUCGUUUGCAUCUUAUUGAUUUGGGUGGCUGUGCCAAUCGUAGUGGUGGUCUUCCUUUAUCCGGCAUAGGUAACAUUUUGUUGGCCAUAUUAAGUGGUCAACGUCAUCCACCCAAUAAAGACCAUCCAUUGACGCCACUAUUGAAAGACUGUCUAGCACCGUUGACAUGUCAUGUCGCCAUAAUGGCUCAUGUUAUGCACACCCAGUCGCAUACGGAUGCUCUAACGACCAUACAAUUAGCCUCACGUAUUCAUCGCAUGCGAAGGCGAAAGCAUCGUUUUACUAUGGGUGGUGAUAAAUCAGGAGUGGGUGGUUUGACCAAUGGCAUGAAUGCUGGUCAUCAAUCUACUGGCUCAUCUGCCGGCUCAGGUGCUGACCCUUCUAGUUCAGAGCUGUCAGCAGACACAGUCAUUUAUAUGGGACCUAGUGAUGAUGCCACGGAUGGUGAACAUCCCCCUGUUUAUUUGCCGUCUUUGAGUUGCGGCGACCAACGUGGUGUAAUGAGUAAAGCUUUAAAAGGCAGUGGUGUGGAAAAACAACAACCGAGCCCCUCCAAAAUACCAGGUUCAGCUAAAAAGGUGGUGGCUCAAAAGACACCUCAAAGUCCUGUAGUGGCUGCUGGUCGUACUGGUAGUUUAAAACGCACAACUCAUGCUAACAGCCCUACGUCACAAGGUAAUGCGGCGAAUGCCUCACAACCCAUAUGUGAACAACCUCAGUUUUACUCUCCGGUGCAUAGUGUGAAAACUUUACCAAAUUCUGCCUCGUCACCCAAGAUAGUAGCGGGUGCUUUAAGACAUCCUGGUAUGACCAUGAUGUGUACUAAAGCCUCAAAUGUUCCUUCGCCCAAAGGGUCUCCUCUAAGAAGACCGGGAGUAGGUGGUGUGGCCGUAGCCACCAAUGAAGCUGGUGAAUGUCCAGGUAGUCCUAUGCGUAAAAUCACCGAAGAACAAUGGAUUGAUGGUCCGCGUGUUUCAAGAGCUAAGGUAGCAGAAGCCAGACAUCUAAUGCGUGAAGUAAAUCAUAUAAAACAGUGUGAAACGUGGAUAGAUGGUCCCAAGUCACAAUCCAGUCGUUCUCUUACAGCCGGUAAUCUUCCUAUAGCUGCUUCCCAAGUCCAAGGUUAUGGUUUUAUGGAUUCCCAUAAAAAGUCUAUGAUACGACAAUGGGUGGAAUAUCAAACUUCUCAAGUCUUCCAAACGGCCUCGGCUGGUUCUUCACCUACACAUACGCACAGAGAACAACAAGCUCAGCAUUUACGCAACAUUACCUACCAUAUGUCACAACUCAAACAAAAGUCUCUCGAUAAUCCCGAAGAUUUAUAUGCCACCAGCACUAGACAACAACAGCAUAACGCAGGAGAUCAACAUUCGUUGCGCAGCAGUCAACUGGAAUUGGUUAAUCCGAUUGGCCCUGGUCUCAUCAACAAUAUGGACACUACAAAUUCUUCCGCUCCCGCAGAAAUACGAGAAGCCCAUCAUUAUCGUCAAAAUUCCGGCCAUUCACAACCACCCUUAAGCUCACAUUUAACGCAUAACGAGACCUAUAUCAAUGAAGAGACUGAUUUACAUUCGAUACAUUCGCACGCCAAUAAUUUGUAUGGCUCUUUGGGUCAUCAUCAUGCUCCGCACAUACCCACUACAUCGGCUUCCGACACCAAUCUACCCAUUGAUCGUCAAGGUGAUUGUGAUGAAGAUCAAGAUAGUGGUCCUUCGGAAGUUCCUCCUGCAUUACCUUUAAUAGAACCUUUAGGUUCAAGGGAAAUAUCCCACGAGAGUUUGCAUCGCAUAUUAUCGCGACAUGUUUCGCGGGAAUCUCUCUAUCAACAGCAACAGCAUGAGAUCAGACGUCAGGAAGAACAGUUGGUGCAUCGUCAACUUUCGAGACAAUCCUCGCAUCAUUAUUCACAGCAAAGUAUGCAGAUGUCGGAUUGCGGUAUGCAAGUUACGGAAGAGGAGAUCGCUCGAACAAUGGGUGUGGGUGAACAUCCUUUGGCUGCUUUGAGUCAUGUGGAAAAUAUGUCCAUUGUUUCGAGUUUCAAUAUGGCUGGCGAUGCGUUUAGUGAUUGUGCCAUGGGUGAAAGAACGAGGAACCAAUUUGACCAAUUAGCGCGUCUACGUGAAAUAUUCACCUCACAGCUAGCCAUGGCGGAAGUUACACCAGUCUUUCGCAGUGGUUGUGAUGUGGGCAGUGUUUACAGUGAGCCAGCCUAUCGUUUUAACACUGGACCAGGCAGUGUGUGCAGUGAACCGCCUUAUCGAUCACCAAGUCCAAGACAGCCCUCUCGAAGUCCCAGUCAAGGCAGUCUACCCAGCUUAAAUGAUAUGCAAAUAGCGGGAAUGGAACAAUAUGCUUCCCUACGUCAUCCAGAUGGCGCCUCUGAUCCCAAUUUACCAAAAGUGGAAAAACCUUUUGUUUUGGAACAUGAAGACAUCUGUGAGGUGGACGAAAAGUCAGCCUUACUCUCACCCUCUAAACGUUCAUCGUUGGAAAACGAAGAAGAACACGAUGAUGUUGUACUCACACAACUAAACACCUCUCUACCCAUAACCAAUCAAUCCCAAUUACCUCUAUUACCCCUAAAUACCUCAUCGGAAGCCUAUGACAGUGGUCAUGAUUCCUCUACGCCUCGUACAUCGAAACACUCGGGCAUAUCGAGAAGAGCGGAAAGUGGUUAUCAUAGUGUGGCCACAGCCAGAGAUAGUGAUGAAAGUAGCUUUACUUCCGGUCUAUCUAAAGAGCAUCACAAUCGUAUAACGGUGAAAAAGAAACGACAGGAUAAAGGUUUGUGUACUUGGUUAAUAAAUCCAUUUACGUGUACUUAUCCAGAGACUGAGGGAGAAAUAAGCGAUUUUUAA
This is a messenger RNA of Lucilia sericata (common green bottle fly), 7400 nucleotides long. RefSeq names its product kinesin-like protein CG14535. Gene Ontology annotation, molecular function: microtubule binding; microtubule motor activity; ATP binding. The record is from RefSeq and is a predicted model, not a curated record. Gene Ontology annotation, biological process: microtubule-based movement. NCBI's taxonomy places the organism in Eukaryota, Metazoa, Arthropoda, Insecta, Diptera, Calliphoridae.